Molecule: messenger RNA, 612 nt
Organism: Xylaria bambusicola
Lineage: Eukaryota; Fungi; Ascomycota; Sordariomycetes; Xylariales; Xylariaceae
Exons: 1
Coding region: 1-576 (191 amino acids)
Source: RefSeq, a predicted model, not a curated record
AUGUUGGCAUCAAAUACGCGUCACAAACCCCCACAAGGAUACCUCAACAAGUCUCCCCGAGGUAUGUUUUUCAGAGUCCAUUAUCGGCACGUUAACUGCAGAAGCAGUUCUCAGUCAGAUAAUUCACCAGUCUGCGAAUUUAGUAGAAACUGGGAUGCUCAUCCAACUUUCAGUGAUAGUGCGUUACCACAUACGGUUUCGACGCUUUACCCUGCUCCGCUGACAAUCCAGAUAUGUUGCCUGGGUUGGGACGAUUGGGAGUCCUACGGCAAUGAGAUCCUAAGAGCACUAACUCCUGUAGCUGAACACCACGUACGCCUUCAGUGCGAGCAGACGAUUAUGCCAAAGGCUCCAGUAAGUAGCCUUAAGGCUUUUGUUGUCUGGCAAGGAAGUCCUCCACGAGAUCCUCGGGGCAAGGUUCACGGAUGUCUCGUUACGGAAGGCCAUUUAGAGAUGAUGCGCGAUCGCAACUGCGGCGAUUAUAUCCAGGUCGAAUUUGAGUCGGAUUAUAGCAAGGAGAAACGAAGCAAGAAAAUAUUACGGAAGCUCUCACAACUCCCUAGGAGGGCAAGGUAAGCUCCUCUAGGUGCUGUUUCGAGUAGUUCUGAAAAG